This is a messenger RNA of Bipolaris sorokiniana ND90Pr, 1409 nucleotides long. RefSeq lists its product as uncharacterized. Gene Ontology annotation, biological process: coenzyme A catabolic process. Gene Ontology annotation, molecular function: coenzyme A diphosphatase activity; acetyl-CoA hydrolase activity. The coding region runs from base 36 to 1058 and encodes 340 amino acids. The record is from RefSeq and is a predicted model, not a curated record. The transcript is spliced from 3 exons. NCBI's taxonomy places the organism in Eukaryota, Fungi, Ascomycota, Dothideomycetes, Pleosporales, Pleosporaceae.
GACGUCUCGCGCGCUACAACCACCGGCCAUCUCUCAUGAGACCAACAACAUGGUUUGCUCAACGCAAGGUGAUGGCAAGCAUGGCGCUUUCCCAAAGAUCAGCGCAAGCGUUGUGUCGUCUCCGCCAGUACACACCGCCAGCGACGCAAUGGCACAACUGUCCCCUUACUCGACGCGCUGCGGUACUCAUCCUGCUCUUCCCCGAUAGCCAUGGCGAGCUCAAGGUGGUGCUUACGGUGCGGAGUGCGCAGCUUCGGAAUUAUUCGGGACAAGUCGCACUGCCCGGCGGUAAAUCAGAUACGUUGGAGGAAUCACCUUGGGAAGUCGCCCGCCGCGAAGCCUACGAAGAGAUUGGACUUCCGUUGGAUGAAGCAAAACUUCGAGGCUUCAAGUUAGAGCAUCUCUGCGAGCUGCCUACCAAUUUGGCGAAGACGGAACUUGGAGUCCGACCUUGCGUUGCUUUUCUUGGUCCGGACAGUGGGUCGCCGAUCAACCCUGCUUCUUCUGAAGUUAGCAAUGCCUCUGUCGAAGAGACGCUCAUACCCCGUCUCGAUCCCAAGGAAGUAGCCGCCGUUUUUACUGUACCAUUUCAUAAUUUCCUACGAAAAGAAUGGGAGGGCAACGGCCCAGCGCCCGUGCAAAAAGACGGUAGGCCAGAGAAGUGGUAUAGGGGUGCUUGGACAGACUGGCACGAAUCACGCUGGAGGAUGCAUAACUUCUAUAUGCCAAGAAUUCCACAUUCGCCUUCACUGUUGCGCAAGCCGUCGCAACCCGCAGAACUUUUGACCGAUAGCAAGGAAUCUUCUGGGGGGGAUGCUCGACCUGCGCCGACAGCAACUGACAGUCUGAGCACGUUCAGGAUAUUUGGAAUGACAGCUAGAAUCCUAGUCGAUGCAGCACGUGUCGCGUAUGGCGAAGAGCCCGAAUUCGAGCAUAACAGUCAUCAUGGGGACGAAGAAAUGAUAGCAAACCUUUUGAAAAUGGGGCGACUGAGUGAGCAAAGGAAACAGGGUGAGAUGCUGACCAAGCAAGUUCUUCGCGAGGCGAGUAAGAUGUAGAAUAUUGAGAUUCAUUAGAAGGAAUUAGCAGGCAUUGAGCUCUUGGAGUCGUAUAGAGAGGACGAGUUUUUUUCUCUCAAUAAAUUCGGAUAUGGCUACUGUAUCCGCAUGGCUCCACUAGGCUGUGCGACUCUCUGGGCUCUUCUUAUGUGAGUUGGCUAUGGUUCUAGGAGAUUAAUGGCGGAAAAAUACAUGGUGAGCGCGUUUGAGACAUAGAGACUCGAUAUGAUGCAUUUCCUAGGGUAUGCCGGAGGUAAAGGUUCGAGUUAGUCCGCAUUGUUAUGUAAUGAAUGACCGAGCAGACCUUAAUCUACCCUGGCGCCUAGGGUAUACCCUCAUGGCCGCUCGCGC